Molecule: messenger RNA, 939 nt
Organism: Fusarium redolens
Lineage: Eukaryota; Fungi; Ascomycota; Sordariomycetes; Hypocreales; Nectriaceae
Exons: 1
Coding region: 1-939 (312 amino acids)
Biological process (GO): regulation of transcription by RNA polymerase II
Molecular function (GO): RNA polymerase II cis-regulatory region sequence-specific DNA binding; DNA-binding transcription factor activity, RNA polymerase II-specific
Source: RefSeq, a predicted model, not a curated record
AUGGGUACCGUCUACGCUGCCUACAAACAAGACCCUCUGGGUGACGAUAUGCAAACCUACGAUACCUACGCACCCGCGCCUGAUGUGAAUUCCAUGAGUCAAAACCCUUCAGGCAUGAAUAUUUAUGGUGCGCUACCUCAAUUCCAUUGGGGACAAUGGUGGUCUCCUACUGAAGAUGCUUCCUUUGCCGAAUCAACCAACAUGACCACCCCCAAUGUCUUCGCACAAGAAGAGUCCCGAUACAACUACACCUACGAUCCUGAAACCUCUACACAAUGGGACUCUCCUGCUACCUCCACCCAAAGCUAUCCUGUUCCGUCACCGGCCACCGACCCUACCAGCUUAGAUAUUCCCGUUGGCGACACAGAGAGCCGUCGCGGUUCCUCAUCAACAGGGUCCGAGAAGCGAAAGCGCAAGCAAAAAACUGCCAAGCCAACCGCUUCCAGGUCGACGAGACGCGCGCCAACAAAGUCAAUCAAACAAGACGCUGCCCCCGAAAAGCCCAAGGGUCGCGGAAGCCAAGCCAAGCCAGUUUUUCAGCCUACAGAACGGUCUUCUCCCCAGUUAGGUGACGAACUCGACGAGUACAGCAAAAAGAUACAGGAGAGAAAUCGAGUCGCCUCCAACAAGUUCCGUAUCAAGAAGCGUGAGGACGCGAAGAGGCUCCAGGCCGACGAGGAGAACAUGGAGCAGACCAACCGCAAGCUGUCGAGCUCUGUAUCUGACCUCACUCAACAGGUCUACGAGCUCAAGGUGAAACUCUUGCAACACACCGACUGCGACUGUUACUUGAUUCAGGAAUACAUCGCCAACGAAGCCAAUCGGUACAUUUGCGACUUGGGCGGCGAUAAAGAAGCAGCAGACAACUGCGCCUCGUCCUCCUCGCCAUUUACAUCACUACCAAUAGUAUUCUCAACAAAAGCGAAUCACUAUGUAUGA